AUGGCCUCCUCUAUCACUCUGCCACCUCCAAACGCCAAAUAUUCAUUCAGCGUCUUGGAGAAUAUAUUCAAGCAAGGACUUCCCGACACUGAUGCCGAUACUUUUGAAUAUGCAAAAGAGAACUUUGGUCUCAUCCAGCGAGAGUAUCCUUCAGAUGCCACUCUCGAAGACGCAGCAAACCAAACUCAAUGGCAGAGAUUCGAACACUAUAUCCGUGACUUGAAUGCCCAUGCCGAAGAAGGUGUCGAGUACAAACUUCUGUACUUGGGCAGACAUGGACAAGGAUACCACAAUGUCGCUGAAAGCAGAUAUGGCACAAAACUCUGGGAUGACUACUGGGCCAAACAAGAAGGCGACGAACACGCUCACUGGGCAGACGCCCAUCUAACCCCAAUCGGCGAACAACAAGCCCUUGACGUAAACGCCUUCUGGGAAAUCGCUUUGACGCAACAAAAAGUCCCAGCACCAGAAACCUACUACACAUCCCNNCCCUUCUACCGCUGCCUCCAAACGUCCUGGCUUUCUUUCCAUUCCCUCGCCUUGCCCGAGGAUAAACAAUUCAUUCCCAUCAUCAAAGAACUCCUCCGCGAAACCAACGGCGUACACACCUGCGACCGCCGCGGUCCCUCCUCAAUCAUCCGCAAAGACUUUCCAACCUACAUUCUCGAANAAGGCUUACCCGAAACAGAUAUUUCGUGGACGGCUACUCAUCGCGAAACACCUACUGGACAUAUCCUCCGCGAGCAUGUGUGUCUAGAGCAGAUUUGGGACGAGCAGAGAAAGAAGGGUGUGUUUUUGUCGUUGACGGCGCAUUCGGGGACGAUUGCCGCCAUGUUGGGGGCGGUGGGGCAUAGGAGGUUUGCGUUGCCGACUGGAGGGGUGAUUCCUGUUGCUGUUAGGGGUCAGAGGGUGAGGUGA
Messenger RNA from Aureobasidium vineae, 918 nucleotides. The record is from the annotation of a GenBank genome assembly. NCBI's taxonomy places the organism in Eukaryota, Fungi, Ascomycota, Dothideomycetes, Dothideales, Saccotheciaceae.